GGUUGCUGGUCUACAUAUACCCUGAGGCUGCGAGAUUUACGCUUACAAAAUGAAAGUGCUCCUAUCCACCUUGCUUCUUCUGAGUUUCGCUUUUUAUACUGAAGGAUUCAUCACUCAACAUAUAACGUUCGAUAGUGGUCACCAUAGUCAUCAUAGUUAUAAAACCAGUAGCUCCCAUACGGUACAUACAUCAUUUGCAAUGGAGCCAAGCGAAACUGUGAUCAAGAAAACCUACAGUUUGCAGCCAAGCUCCACUGUGGUAAAGAUCGGCUAUGGUGGUAUUGGCGGAGACCUUGGCUUGAGCCAUCUCAAUAUUGAUACGGGCUUACAUCUUGGCGGAUUAAAUGUAAUAAGCAGCCCGAUAAUGACAUUACUCGCAGGUGGUAAAGGGCGGCUCGGGAAACUCAUUGAUCAGCUCGGUGCUCAUUUAACAGUGAAAAUGCCAAAUGAAAGAUCGAAACUCGAUAUUAUUCAGAUGCUAUUGCGUGGACCAUAGCUAAUAAAAGUUUG
Cylicocyclus nassatus is the source of this 510-nucleotide messenger RNA. NCBI's taxonomy places the organism in Eukaryota, Metazoa, Nematoda, Chromadorea, Rhabditida, Strongylidae. The record is from the annotation of a GenBank genome assembly.